AUGUUCGUUGGGUAUCACCGUUUAAUAUCGGCAACAGAGGGUUUCCUGUCAUCGGCGUCAAAGAGAAACGCAUCCACACUUCCUGCAUCCAACUCAAACCACGUUAUACCUACUGAACCUCGAAACAAGUCGUCGACAUUAGUAGACCCCGCACAACUAGAUCAAACCCUGACCCUCUCUGACGGCCGCACCCUCGGUUUUGCCGAAUACGGCUCCCCACACGGAAAACCACUUCUUUACUUCCACGGCUUACCCGCUUGUCGUUAUGAGAUCGACUUCCACGAGCUGGGUCUCCGGCAUGGCGCCCGGAUCUUCGCCCUUGACCGACCUGGAAUGGGGCUGUCAGCGUUUCAACCAAACCGACAACUCCUUGACUGGCCGGCCGACGUCAAAGAUUUCACGGGCAAACUAGGUCUAGUCGAGUAUCGGGUUCUUGGUGGCUCCGGUGGAGGUCCGUACUCACUUGUGUGUGCAAAGGCCUUACCUAAGGAGAGCCUGAAGGGUGUAGGGGUACUCGCUGGAUUUGCGCCCCUUGAGGCCGGUACGCAGGGAAUGUCUCUUCGUUCACGGAUCCUGUGGAACCUGGGAAGAUGGUUCUCAGGUCUUGGGCGACUGUACACUGAUUGGACAAUUGUACCUGCUGCUCAUCAUCCAGACCCGAAGGUCCUGGAGGAGUUACUCGCGAAAACGGUGAAGAAUAAUUUCAACGAAACGGACUCGUCGGUCUUUGAGGAUGAGAAGAUCCUCAAGCAUGCAGCUAAGAUUGUGCGGGAGAGUUUUCGACAGGGGUCUCAGGGAUAUGUCCAAGAGUGUAAGAUUCUUACAAGGCCAUGGGGCUUUGACCUACGAGAAAUUGACUUCCCUGGAGUUCGGUUGUGGUACGGUGAUAACGACCGGCACACUCCGAUUCAAAUGGCUCGAUGGAUGGCGGAUAGGAUCGAGGGAUCGGUCUUGACGGAGUGGAAGGGCUACAGUCACUUUACUUUUACUGAUGAUCAUACUGAGGAAGUUUAUAGUGGUCAUUCAUAG
Aspergillus oryzae RIB40 is the source of this 1029-nucleotide messenger RNA. Its product is annotated as alpha/beta fold hydrolase. Bases 1 to 1029 code for a protein of 342 amino acids. The record is from RefSeq and is a predicted model, not a curated record. The transcript is spliced from 2 exons. NCBI's taxonomy places the organism in Eukaryota, Fungi, Ascomycota, Eurotiomycetes, Eurotiales, Aspergillaceae.